Molecule: messenger RNA, 1989 nt
Organism: Fusarium tjaetaba
Lineage: Eukaryota; Fungi; Ascomycota; Sordariomycetes; Hypocreales; Nectriaceae
Exons: 9
Coding region: 1-1989 (662 amino acids)
Source: RefSeq, a predicted model, not a curated record
AUGUCAUUCGAAAAAGCACUAGAUGUCGUCGUGCGGCGACAGAGCUCUCGUCAGCUCGACCCCGAUAUAGCCGACAGGGUGAUUGACGAGAUGAUGAGCUCGGCGAUUCUCUCAGUCAGCUGCGAAGAUCAGAUUCUCACCGCACCGGUGGCUCUCAGCUGCAUAGGUGCUUGCUUGGUCGCAAGCUCCUCCGAGAAGGCUGAGACCAGCAAAGUCCCUAUUAGCUGGGGCUACUGUCCAACGGCCAGAGAGUCUCAGGCGUAUAUGAGCGAUAUCAAGGAAUAUGUAGAUGAAUGUUACAGCACGUCCAAGGAGAUUGAUGACGAUUUCGCCGUUUGGCUCAGGUUUGCACAGGAGCUAAACACGGCCUGGGCUGAGCAAAAUUCUACCGUCGCCGACAGGUCUGUCGCAAGCAACUUGAAGAAGGCGACUGAAGAGUGCUGUCUCACGCAGACAGAGGAGGCCGUCAAAGUUGCUAAGAAGAUCGCUGGAGACUUGGGUAAGACACUUGACGCAGCCACCGUUACUUACACUAAGGCAUCCGAUAAUCUUCCAACUGGAUGGGAGAUCCUUAGGCAACAGGUGGUUUCGGGGCUCUCCGAGGGCCUUACCACUGCCCUAAACCAAGCUAUUCCAACUCUUGUUGACAACCUUGACCCAAUCGCCAAAGCUAAAGCUGCCGCUGGAGGAGGUCAGAGUAAGCAGCCACCAGCUGUUGAGGCCCGUGAUCCUGCAUACGCUCAGCUCGCCCGAGAUCUAUACCUGUUCGACGCGCUGUACCGAAUUCUGAACAGCCCUAGCGGGGUAGACUGGAAGAGCACUGAAGUGACGAAAGAACAACCGAAGAGUGUUAUCAGUUUCAUCCUCACCAUGCUCGACGAUUCAUUGACAAGCUUCUCUAAGUUGGAAAGCAACCGGGCGCCUAAUCGCACAGAAAAUCUUUAUGAGUCCAAGAAGGCUAGUUCGGGUUUCAGUUACCAGAAACCAGACAAGGAUGACCCUAUGGUUAAGAAGUGGCAGGAAGUCUUUGAGACUCUGUACUCCGACAUUUAUGCCUUGAACACCAAGGCCAGGCAGCUCCCAGGAAACCCUGCCAACCCAGCGGAUCAAACGGUGCAAAUCAGUGCCAAGAUGCAACAAGCCCAGCUCUUAGUCGAUACCGCAACUAAACAACUUACCACAGCGUCCGAGACUCUGAAGGUCACUACCGAAGCUUACAAGGAGGCUUCCAAGCAGCUCCUCGAGCAACACACAGUCCUGGCCAAUAUCAAGGCGGAAUUUACCAAGCUGACGAAGGAAAACAUGGCAUUGGACGAUAUCAAGGUUAUACUGGUGCAGUGCAUCAAGCUGAUCAUUAAUAUCAAGUUACAGAUUACAAACUUGGUCCGCUUCUUAAGUGCCAUCGCCACGAUAAUCGAUGUUUUCGUGAGUAAAACUAUAACCAAUUUCUUGAAGACCGUGAGCAUCGCGGUCUCCUCCGAUCCAGUCGCUCUUGAAAAUGGGAAAGUCGGCAACUACUCUCUUCUUGAUGCUGAGCAAACCAUGGUUUAUCAAGGUGCCCUGACUAUCUCUGCCUACUUCAGUCUAUUCGCCGAUGUAGGAACCAUGUGGAGAGACGUGUCGAGCGGCCACAUUUUCCCAGGCAUCUCCCUUGUUGAACGGAUCAGCGCCAGCACUAACGAGCCUGGUGAGAUGGAGAGGAAUGUCAAGAUUCUGGACGAUUGGUCAGAUAAUGCACUGUUGAGAAUCCGUGAGAUUUGCAAAGCUAAAGAAGAGGAGAUCCUCAAGGGGAUGUAUGAACGCAUCGAGGAUGUUGCAUCCACUAUUAAGCAGUUGCCUGCUGGCACUGUUCCCGGCCAGAUCCAGUCUGUUGUUGAAAAGACUGCUAAGGAAGUAGAGGAGGUCACAAUGAAGGAAAUCGAGGUUGCUGCCGAGUACAAGCCCAUCAACUGCCCCUCGUUAGUAAGUCCUCGUGCGAAGAAGCUCUGA